This is a messenger RNA of Cricetulus griseus (Chinese hamster), 2672 nucleotides long. Lineage: Eukaryota; Metazoa; Chordata; Mammalia; Rodentia; Cricetidae. The record is from RefSeq and is a predicted model, not a curated record.
GCGAUUUUGUGCAGCUGCCUGUGCCCAUCAUCCAGCAGCUAUACCAUUGGGACUGUGGCCUGGCCUGCUCUAGGAUGGUGCUUCGGUACCUGGGCCAGCUAGAUGAUGGGGAGUUUCAAAAUGCCCUGCAGGAGCUGCAGCUGACCAGGAGCAUCUGGACCAUCGACCUGGCCUACCUGAUGCGCCACUUCGGUGUGAGACACCGCUUCUGUACCCAGACUCUAGGUGUUGACAAGGGCUAUAAGAAUCAGUCCUUCUACAGGAAGCACUUUGACACCGAGGAGACCCGGGUGAACCAGCUGUUUGCACAAGCCAAGGCCUGCAAGGUGCGAGUGGAGAAAUGCACAGUGAGUGUGCAGGACAUCCAAGCACACCUGGCCCAGGGCCACGUGGCCAUCGUGUUGGUGAACUCUGGAGUGCUGCACUGUGACCUGUGCUCCAGCCCUGUCAAGUACUGCUGCUUCACUCCCAGUGGCCACCGCUGCUUCUGCCGUACCCCUGACUACCAGGGCCACUUCAUCGUUCUGCGUGGCUACAACAGGGCUACUGGCUGUAUCUUCUAUAACAACCCAGCCUAUGCUGACCGAAUGUGCAGCACCAGCAUCAGUAACUUCGAGGAGGCCAGAACCAGCUACGGCACAGAUGAGGACAUCCUCUUUGUCUACCUGGACAGCUGACAGCAGGAGCCUGGCAUGUCAGGUCCUCAGACUCUAUCUAUGUCCUGCCUGAGCCAGACCCACUCAGGAUGCCCACACCUAGGGCUGAGGUUCAGAACUGUAGUCUCAGCGUGCUUGACAAAGCCCUUGGGAAGUCUGUGACUGCUUUGUCCACCAGUGUCAUCAUGCCACUUACCCUAGACAUCUUCUAGUUGCUGGAGACAACCCAAGAGCAUGUAAGGGGAGUGUCUCUCAAAACCCUACGUCUGGCUCCAGCUACGCCCAAGGCCAGGGGAGAGGCAGGAACCCUGAGAGAGAAGCAUGUUUGGGGGAAGCACAUCCAAAUUCAGGCCUGUGGCUCUGGGCCCCUCUGAGCCCCGUGGUGGAUGGUCACUGCUCUCUCCUGUCUCCCAUGGACUCAGGGCUCUGCGACUGGUUAUGAGGCCUUGUUACCAUGCAGCAUAAGCAUACCUCAUGGCCAUUCUGAGACCCUCUGACCCCUGGGAUGCUGACUGACACCUUCUAUAGAAUGGAAAGCCUUUAGAAGUGGGCGGGGGUAAGUGGAUGACAGCCGAGAGAUGUUCCAGGAAGAGGGUGCUGGCGAGACUCCCCAGAGAGCCCCUGUAUCCACGAGGCCUCCUCACACCAGCUUGACUUCCCACAACUGCAUCUGCCCUGCAAGUCAGAGCCUUUUGAGGAUGGGUGCUAGAGGGCCCGUGAGCCUAAAACAGCAGGCAGCGUCCCAUCCACCCUGGUGUUCAGACCAGGGGCAUUUGUACAGAAUACUGGGUCUCUUCAGUCUUGAAGAAAGGCAAUGCCAAUGUCACAGAGCCCAGCAGGUAAUAGCAUCAGCUGGAGCUGGUUUGUCUUUUUUUUUUUUUUUUUUUCUCUUGGUAGCAGGAGUGUUGUUUUAUUGAGACUUCAGUUUCCACUGUGUGGGGAGUAAGACAAUAAUAGAUACAGGUACUUUGAAACCACUAAUGCUUCUUUACAUAGGGUGGAUAGGCCAGUCCGAGUUCUUAAGCAGAUGACUGGCAUGGCCUGGCCAGCAGUCUGAGCGGUGGAGCUGCACCAAAGACACAAGUGAAUGGGUCAUUCCCAAAGAGCUUAGGGAGCCCACUCUUCAUGGUACCCCAACAGCCUCUCACUGUCCCCUCGCUCCAGGGGUCUUGGUCGUUCAGUGCUCAAGGCAUGACAUGGCAGUAGCUGCUUCCCUUACCACUAGCUGGCCCCUCAUGGUAGUUUGCGGGCCAGAGGUGGUCUGUGUUUACAAGGGCAGUCAGACCACUCACCUAUAUUAUUCCUCAAUAUGAGAUGAAGCCUUGGGUGGGAAGGAGGUGCUGAUGGCUUGGCAGCCACUCUGGGUUUCAGAGACUAGCACUGGUUUUGGUCUGGUCUGGUCUCGUUUCCAUUGCCUUAAUGCUGAGUAGCCCAGGGCCCCAAGGAACUCUGGCUCCAAGCUCAGGAGUACCACAUAGCAGCUAUGGGUAUGGGUGUCCUCAAAGAGGUUCAGGUAUAAUUGUUGAAUCUGGCUGACAGGAGGAAAUAAAGCCUUCUCAACAACCGAAGGCAUGGCACAUGGGUGCUUAUGGAAGGUGACUUCUGUAGAAGGCAGUCAUCGUUUACCAUCUAGAACACUUAAAAAUACUCAGCCCCUGGACCCAGAUAAUGGCUUCUUAGGGCAAGGCACAAGUUAGAGUCCACCAGUCUGUAAGAACAACACGAGAGCUGCUGUCUUCAAGAGGAGGAUCACAGAGGCAUUGUCACCAGGCGCUCCGUGUUAUAUCGCACUAGUCAUGAAAAUGGGCACAAGAAAGCCCUGGCAUCAGAGACUUGCCCACAGCAUGCGACACCCACAGCUUCUCAGCUCUGACACUCCACGGGGACUGCGGACGGUUUUUGUUCACUCUAGCCACAUGAGGAUGAAAGGGAUUUUUGCAUAGCAGGAUUUUCUACAUAAAUAUAUUUUGUUUGUAAUGAGCCAUUCUCAAUAAAUCUUCUCACUGAAUGGUGGUA